This is a messenger RNA of Orcinus orca (killer whale), 1503 nucleotides long. RefSeq names its product neural proliferation, differentiation and control 1 (gene NPDC1). Lineage: Eukaryota; Metazoa; Chordata; Mammalia; Artiodactyla; Delphinidae. Gene Ontology annotation, cellular component: membrane. The record is from RefSeq and is a predicted model, not a curated record. The transcript is spliced from 9 exons. The coding region runs from base 236 to 1201 and encodes 321 amino acids.
CGCACUCCCGGCACGCGCGCCUCUCGCUGCCUAGCCUCCGUCCCGGAUCCUUUGCCGCAGCGUCAGCGCCGCCGCCGCCUCUUUUCCUCAUCCUCCGCCUCCUCGGCCUCUGCCUCCUCUUCCUCCUCCGCCCCCUCCUCCUCCGCCUCCGCCGCCUCCCCCGACGCGGCGCCCGGAGCCCGUGCCCAGCCCCCGGCCGCGCGGUGCCAUGCUGCCCCGGCGGCGGCGCUGAAGGAUGGCGACGCCUGUCCCUCCGCCCUCCCCGCGGCACCUGCGGCUGCUGCGGCUGCUGCUCUCUGGCCUCGUCCUCGGCGCGGCCUUGCGCGGUGCGGCCGCCCGCCGCCCGGAUGCAGCCGUCUGUCCUGGGAGCCUGGACUGUGCCCUGAAGAGGCGGGCGCGGUGCCCCCCGGGUGCACGUGUCUGUGGGCCCUGCCUUCAGUCCUUCCAGGAGGACCAGCAGGGGCUCUGUGUGCCCAGGAUGCGCCAGCCCCAGGGGGAGGGCUUGCCCCAGCCCAGACUGGAAGAGGAGAUCGACUUCCUGGCCCAGGAGCUAGCCCGGCAGGAGGCGGGGCACUCCAGGCUCACGGCCCCACCCCAGCCUGAGGGGCGACUGCGGCUCCUGGAGUCUGCAUCCACCCUGGGGCUCUCAGAGCGUGGCCGGGGCCCCAACCUGGGCCUCCCCUCCACGCGGGGAGCGCCCACGCCCCGCACCUCCUCCCUGCGCUCCACUGUGUCAUCUGGGCCUGUGCACAUGUCCCCGCUGGAGCCGCGGGGCGGGCGCGGUGACGGCCUUGCCCUCCUGCUGAUCGUGGCGUGCUCCGUGGCCGGCGCGGCCGCCCUUGCCGUGGCCGUUCUCUGCUGGUGUCGGCUGCAGCGAGACGUUCGCCUGACCCAAAAGGCCGACUAUGCGGCCCCGCAGGCGCCCAGCUCCCCAGCCACGCCCAGGAUCUCGCAGCCCGGGGACCAGCGGCUGGCGCACAGCGCGGAGAUGUACCACUACCAGCACCAGAGGCAGCAGAUGCGGUGCCUGGAGCGGCAUAAGGAGCCCCCCAAGGAGUUGGACUCCGCCUCCUCCGACGAGGAGAACGAAGACGGCGACUUCACGGUGUACGAGUGCCCCGGCCUGGCCCCGACUGGAGAGAUGGAGGUGCGGAACCCACUGUUCGACCACGCCUCGCUGUCCGCGCCCCCGCUGCAGUGACCCGAAGGCUGAUGCCCACCCUCUCGUGGAUGCGCGGCCCACGGGGGGGGGAGGGGCAGGCCCCAGCCUUUGCCAUUAAAGAGACUGUGUCCUGACACGCGUGUGCUUGCGGCUGGGGCCCCGGGGCAGCUGGGAAGCCCUUGCCGGGGAGACUCCCCCUGCUGCCAGGGACCUUCUCUGCUCCUUGCACCUGCCCCUCACAUCUGGACACCCCCAGUCGAGGGGAGGAAGACAACCCGAGAGACAAGGCCUGGAUUGGGAGUCCGGGAGACAAGCCAAUUAAAGUACAUUUCAAAACUUUG